AUGCCUUGUCGGCCGGAAGAUGUUCUCGAGGAAGUGAUGUUCGAGAUGAUGGAAGAAGAGUGGGUGAGAGUAAGAGGUGGUGGUGGUAAUGGUGACGUGGGCGCGAUGCAUGGUCCGCUGUACACUGUCGAAGGUCCCGCUGGCACUGGCAAAUCCCAUGCAAUGUUGGCGCUCGCCAUGAUGGACCUAGGUGACGCUGACUUCAAGUAUCCGGUGCACAGUCAGGACUUCCCCGGGAAUGAAUGGUGCUCACUGUUCACCAACUGGCAUAAAUCCAACGAGGGAGAAGCCGAACCGAUCAAUAUUGUAAGGGGAAGUGGCAAAAGGAUGUCAUUCCUAACUACCUAUGCAGUGGCUAUUAGACUAGCUAAAGCGGUGAGACAGGUCAUAUGA
Molecule: messenger RNA, 393 nt
Organism: Penicillium verrucosum
Lineage: Eukaryota; Fungi; Ascomycota; Eurotiomycetes; Eurotiales; Aspergillaceae
Exons: 2
Coding region: 1-393 (130 amino acids)
Source: RefSeq, a predicted model, not a curated record